This is a messenger RNA of Pochonia chlamydosporia 170, 4869 nucleotides long. Its product is annotated as PHD finger and BAH domain-containing protein (Snt2). The coding region runs from base 1 to 4869 and encodes 1622 amino acids. The transcript has 6 exons. The record is from RefSeq and is a predicted model, not a curated record. Gene Ontology annotation, cellular component: Lid2 complex. Lineage: Eukaryota; Fungi; Ascomycota; Sordariomycetes; Hypocreales; Clavicipitaceae. Gene Ontology annotation, molecular function: ubiquitin-protein transferase activity; chromatin binding. Gene Ontology annotation, biological process: histone catabolic process.
AUGGCCCAACAAAAUGACUCAAAGGUCACAAAUGCGGACGCGCAUUCUGCGCCCGAUUCUGUGAACGCCCCGUCAAAUUCCGAUCCUUCAUCAAAGGACUCGGGAGCUGAUAUGGCGGCGGGCUAUGGGACGCGCUCUCGCAAUAGAGGGGGCAACACCCGCAUUAACUAUGCCGAGGACAAGGACAUCGAUAUGGAUGUCUACGACUACUACGACAGGAAGGAUCAAGACGCAUCUAAGAAAUCGUCGCGAAAAUCAGACGUUGCCUCAAAUGGCGACGGUGCGACACGGGCACUGGGCUCGCGACGGGCUGCGGUAGAAGAAGCCAAAGCAGUCGGUGCAUCAAGUCAAAAUGGCUCCAAGAACACAGCAUCAAGUGGUGUUGGUGGUGUUGGUGCUGGGGCUGGUGGUGCAUCUCAAGGCGCGCUGGCAUCUGGCGCGGUGCCGGGCUCACGGAAACGCAAAGCCGCGGCGACGCCUGCAGUCUCAACCAGAAAAGCAGGACAGACUGGUCAACUCGAUGGCACGUCUUGGCCAGAUACCAACAUGCUGACUUUUGAAAACUGCAACCACCGCCCGGACGCAAAUGGGCGCAUGGUGGCUGACGAUGGAACAGUGUUGGAACCAAAUGAUCAUGUGUACCUCGUCUGUGAGCCACCAGGGGAACCGUAUUACUUGGGACGCAUCAUGGAAUUUCUACAUACAAAGAGCGAGACGUCAAAACGGGUCGACUCGGUGCGCAUUAAUUGGUUCUACCGACCAAAGGACAUUGGCCGCAAGAACACGGAUACGCGAUUGCUCUUUGCGACUAUGCAUUCCGACGUCAGCCCAUUGACUGCCCUGCGUGGAAAGUGCCAGAUCCUGCAUCGCGUGGAAAUCGACAACCUGGAAGCCUAUCGCCGGAAACCCGACAACUUUUGGUACGAAAAGCUCUAUGACCGAUACAUCCAGAAGAACUACGACCUCAUCCCGACGUCGACUAUUGUCAACGUGCCUGAAAGGGUCAAGAAAGUGCUGGAUGAGCGCUGGAAGUUUGUGCUGGUGGAGCAAGGGCGUGGCAAGGAGCUCACUAGCGCCGUUAAGCUCUGCAAGAGAUGCAGCGGCUAUUGUGCAAGUAAUGACUCGGUUGAUUGUGCAGUGUGUCAGAAUACGUACCACAUGAACUGUGUCAAGCCACCCCUGCUGAAAAAGCCAUCCCGAGGCUUCGCAUGGUCCUGUGCUGCCUGCAGCCGAGCACAAGAGCGCAAGCUGGAGGCUCGCAAUACCCCCAAUGGCACUGAUGCUAAUGGAGACUUUGACGACGAUGAUGCUCUGGAUGACGACGACGACGAGAUCCCUGGUAUCAUCACUGACCGCACAACACCAGUGGACAGCGAAGAGCAUCACCAUGGCACGGCAGAGCAGAUUUACCAAGCCAGUCUUUGGCCGUGGCGGUAUCUGGGCAUGCACUGCAAGCCUGAGGAUGCUCUCGAUUAUGAUGACCGAAUCCAUCCUCGGGCAAGCACACGAAUUGGACCCCGGCACCAAGCUAACGUAAGUGCAUGGCCUGGCCGCCCAGUCGAGUAUGUCAAACCCUUAGAAACAAGAAAGGGUAGAGGAGCCCCGAAAUUGUCCAAAGAAGCUCAAGUCGCCCAGGAGGCUGAGAAGGCACUGCGAACCAAACGACCCAAGUGGGUGCAGGAUGAACCACCUGGCUACCAAGUUCGUGGAGAAGACUUGGAUGAGAAUGAUCCAGCCGCUACUUCCACGCGCCUUUGGGUACCUCCACCUCCGGAUACUAUCAGCGACGACGACAUUAAGGGGUAUAUGACCAAGGCGCAAGCAAUGACGAAGAAGUUCAAUAUCCCAGAGAAUUCUACGAAUCUCCAAGAUAUCGCACUGGAGACAUUAUACCGCCAUAAGUAUGACCCUGUUGAUGCUAUGAAAGCUCUGCCAGACACGAAGCGGGACUUGUUCAAGGAACCGACUUUGACACCCACCGAGCAACGGAAAUUUGAGGAGGGAGUCGCCAAGUACGGCUCCGAGUUACACUCGGUAAUGAAACAUGUGAAAACAAUGACACCUGGUGAAGUAGUACGGUACUACUACACCUGGAAAAAGACCGAGCGAGGCAAACAAAUCUGGGGCUCCUACUCUGGUCGUAAGGGCAAGCGACUGGCCAAGAAGGAAGAAACUGCUGCUUCGAAGGCGGCAGACGAUGUGGCGGACGCGGACGAUGACUCGGCGUUUGACACUGAAAAAGCUGUCGUCCAGAAGAGGGGCUUCAUCUGCCUGUUUUGUGAGACACCAGACUCCCGACAAUGGCGACGAGCACCCGCCAGCCAAGGACCACUUAGCGAAACUGGAGGCAAGGCAGCCACCAAGGACAAGAUCAAUCAGACAGUCGUGGCUUUAUGCAGACGGUGUGCUGAGCUGUGGCGCCGGUAUGCUGUUCGGUAUGAGCCCCCCGAGGAAUUGAUCAAGAAGGCCGGUCAAUCUGGAGCCAAGAUUUGGAAGAAGAAGCAGGAAGAGGAGCUUCUCAAAGAGAUACAGAUUGCAGAAGACAUGGGCCUGAUGACUCCUUAUCGCGGAUCUACACCAGCUGCCUCCUCCAACGGACUAGAGCCGCCUAGAAAGAAAUUGAAAGGUGCACCAGAGAGAGACACCGAUGCGGUGGUCUCGGAUGCGGGAAGCAACACCACAGUCUCAAAGAAGAAGGACAAGACGGCGGACACGACGCCCAUUCCCGAUAUGCCAAAGCCGCGAUUACUCCCUUGUGCUAUUUGCGACCAGAUGGAGCCCCUCGGUGACCAACAUGUAUCUUGUAAGGAAUGCCGCCUGACGGUGCAUCGCAACUGCUACGGCAUUUUGGACAGCCGAGUCCAAGGAAAAUGGAUAUGUGACAUGUGCUCAAAUGACAAGAGCCCACAAGUCUCAAUUCAAUACAAAUGUGUCUUGUGCCCUGUUGAGUACACCGAGCAAGAUUUCAUCGAGCAGCCCAAGCUCACGCACCACAAGAAAAAGAUGUCUGAGAAGGAUCGCGAGCGCGAGAGAGUGGAGGUCCAACAGGCCAGGAAAGCUGCUGAAUUUUACCGCAAGAGACAAGAAGAUCUCAAUCGGCCAGUCAACCCUCGAGAGCCACUCAAGCGAACGGCGGAUAACAACUGGGUUCAUGUCACUUGCGCCGUAUGGACACCCGAGGUCAAGUUUGGCAAUGCAAAGGCUUUGGAGCCAUCGGAAGGCAUCCCGUCGAUCCCGCGCAGCAGAUAUGACGAAGUUUGCCAGGCUUGCAAUCAACAAGGAGGUGCCUGCGUAUCCUGCCACCAAUGUCGCAUACCUUAUCAUGUAGAGUGUGCUCGUCAGCAGGGCCAUCUACUUGCAUUUGACAUUUCGCCUGUGAAAAGUAGUCGUCGCGAUCAGUUCAACAUUGUAACGGUCAAUGGAGAGAGCGGAACCAUGUCGGCUGUGCUUUGGUGCAGAGAUCACAUUCCCACCAAGACCAUAGCGCACAAGAUGUAUGAUGUGGUGCCCGAGUCGGGACUGACCACGAUGCAGCUUUAUGCCCAGAACUAUAAGCAGGCAGACCUAGCCCUGACUGGCACUGUCCGAAAGGCGAACCUAAUGAUGACUGCCGCUAAAAUGUCUGGCCUGCCCUUGGUACCAGCUGCUCGGCGGACGUCUACGACUACAGCGCCGACUACGGCUUCGACAACAGCCGUCGCGACUCCGAAUGGUGCAUCGAAUCAUAGCCGCAAUGGAGGAGAAUCAACAGAAGCAGCGACCAAUGCCCGACAACCUGGCGAGAAGGUGUGCAUUACGUGCGGCAUUGAUGUCACGCCUAGGUGGUGGCCAAUUGACAAUACACAGGAGCGUCAGCUCACGAAUGGACACCACGGCGCUAUUGGAUUUGAAGCGCAGAAGUUUGUGGAACAGCGCAAGUUUCAGUGUCACAAGUGCAAAAAGAACCCCAAGACUCCAAAGACGUUUGUACCGCACCCAUCGCCACCUCCACCGGUGGCAGAGCCUCCCCGACAGCAUUUGUCUGGACCACAUGGCCAAACAGCGGCACCGCCAUCCAUGCGAAGUCCCCCGAGGGCAGCGGCUGCGGAUUAUCGAGCAGCACCUCUGCGUCCUGAAAUCCAUUCAUUGCUACACCAUCCAGCAUCACACGCUCCUCCCCCUCCUGGUCCACCAGCAUCUCAUGGACCUCCUCCCAUGGGCGGUCCUCCUCCACACUCACAGGCACACUCUCUCGGUCCGCGACCUGCGCCAGUAUCUCAUGGCUACCCACAGGUACCACCACCACGGCCAACGUACAGCGACUGGGGAAGUCAACACGGCUCUCCUCCUCGCCACAUCAAUGGAGGGCCUCCUCCACCGCUGCAUAGCACUGCACCGCCCCCAGCGCCGGGCCUUACGGCGCUUCGGCCUCCAUCUAUGUCAGGACCGCCUGCGGUAGCCCCAAUCUCGGUUCCGCAUCACCAUGCUCACGGAUCACCGAUAUAUGGAAGCGCGUUGCCCCCCUCACCCCGACGGCUGAACGGAACGGCAGCACCUCUGGCUUAUGUGCCUCCAUAUGGCAGCGCCGCUGCUCCGGCGCACGCAUCAGCACCGCGGCAUAGUGCCUCUCCAGGCCUGAGUAAUGGGGUGUUACCUCCUAGGUCGGAAGCCUUUUCGCAUGGGCUACAUCCGCAACGGCCCUCGUAUGCCAGCGGCUCGCAUGGCAGCCCGCCCCUGGCUCGAAGUGGCCUCCCUCCACCUGGGGGACCAGCACCGCCUCCUGCCCAUGAGCCAACCCAUUCAGCAGGCGGACUGGGACAUCGACCUCCGGACAACAGGCCAGCUAGCGGUGCAAGCGCAAGUCCAUCGCUACGAAACUUGCUUUCGUAA